AUGACUUCAGUCUUCAGCGCAAGUUCAUAUAUCAAAUGCUCUUCAAAUGCCAACAAAUAUACUACCGGAACUGCUAUAUACAGAGCAGGAGAAGAUGAAUUUGUAGAAUACAAAUUCAAAGCGUUCCGCUCUGAAUUAAUUGAGGAAAUUUGGGAAAAAACUAUUGCAUCAAUUAUUGGAAGAUUUGCGAUAGAAAAUGAUGAACUAAAUAUAACAGUUAAUCAGUAUAUCCCUUUAAAUAUCUCUGCACUUGGUGACGAACUUAUGAUUUACGACCUCCCAGUUGCUCCAGCAUUCGGAAUAUUUACAGCACCAGUACAAGAUCCAGCUGUAACAGAAAAUGAUCAAGGAAUUUUUAGAUUAAAAAGAAAUGUGUACAAUGGAGUAACAGGAAAACAAUCUCAAAUGUCAAUUCUAUGUAAAUACCCUCUUCAUAACCGGCAUGCCAACGUAGCCAAAGCAACAACACGAAGACCAAUUUUUUCCAUAGGUGGAGAGCUCAUACCACUUACAAAUUCAGCUUUUAUUCUUUGUGAAACUAUAGAAUGGAAUUAUCCUCUUUCCUCGCCUACAUCUCAAUCAACCUCUGAAGUAAAUGCCUAUUCAAAACAACCUAAUAAACGCAAGAGACAAGAACUUGAACAUAUCGCCGAAAAAUUUAACACACACUCUAGCUCAACUUACUACAAAAAACAAACAAUAAGAAACAAACCAGACAAUACUCCAAACUCAAAAACCCCUAAUUUCACUUCUGACUCAGCAAGAAUUACUCAACUUCAAGCUACAUUGGAUCAAAUGAGAGGAUAUUCUUCAAAUCAAAGCAAUCAACCCACCCAUACUGAAUCCAAUGAAGAUAAAGGUAAAAAACUAGUUUAUCACGAUUAUAAUACAGACACAGUUCCAUCUACUCCAUCUACAAGCAACACUUCCGGUUAUGACCAAGAAGAUUCAAACGAAAAUCAAAAUUAUUCUGAAUCACCAACUUCUGAAUAA
Molecule: messenger RNA, 993 nt
Organism: Ambispora leptoticha
Lineage: Eukaryota; Fungi; Glomeromycota; Glomeromycetes; Archaeosporales; Ambisporaceae
Source: the annotation of a GenBank genome assembly